This is a messenger RNA of Emiliania huxleyi CCMP1516, 300 nucleotides long. RefSeq lists its product as hypothetical. The transcript has a single exon. NCBI's taxonomy places the organism in Eukaryota, Haptophyta, Isochrysidales, Noelaerhabdaceae. Bases 1 to 300 code for a protein of 99 amino acids. The record is from RefSeq and is a predicted model, not a curated record.
AUGUGGGACAAGCUAGCGGGCAAGUCGUGUGCGCUGCUCAAGCUGGAUGUGGAGGGCGCGGAGUACCGUCUCAUCCCGCAUCUGCUCGUCACCGGCGCGCUCUGCCUCCCCACCCACCUGCUCCUCGAGUGGCAUCUCAACUCCGUGCCGGAGCGGGAGCGCCUUGCCGCACUCGCCCAGCGGCUCUCGCUACCCGCCGCACUCGACGCGUGCGCUACGCCGCCACGGGCGCUCGUCAACGACGACGAGGCGCAGAACAACCUCUACACCCGCGUGCCCGGCCUCGACCCACCCCGCUAA